This is a messenger RNA of Odontomachus brunneus, 3479 nucleotides long. RefSeq lists its product as uncharacterized. Bases 184 to 1494 code for a protein of 436 amino acids. The record is from RefSeq and is a predicted model, not a curated record. Lineage: Eukaryota; Metazoa; Arthropoda; Insecta; Hymenoptera; Formicidae. The transcript is spliced from 6 exons.
UGGUGCACGCGCCUCAGUCCAUCGGGGGCCUUCGUCAAAAUUGCAUCCCUCCCGCUUCUGGUGCGUCCUCCAGUUCGGAAGAGUGUCUCGAGUGUUCGGUAAACGCGUCUCGGGUUAACGAGAGGAGAGGACGACAGCGAGAGAUCGACAAAGGGAUAGAGAAAGAGAGCGCUUGGCGAGAUCAUGUGGAGAGUCCUGAUCGCAGGAUUUUGCACGGUUGCCGCCACCGUUGCCCAAGAUUACGAGGUCUCGGACAUUCAGUGCAGCGGUGCGGGAUCGGCGGUCGAUCUGCUGACAGCGAAGAUCAAAAGGCCGGUCGGCUUCAGAGGCGCACCGCUCUUCGCCGACGACAGAUCGGCGAACCCACUCGCCGACAUUCACUGUCAGAUCAGGCCGGACCCGAGCGAUCCGCAGGAGGAUAACUACUUCCUGAAGGUGACUGACUUCUCCCGAUGCGGCAUCCUCAAGAGAAACGGAUUCAUUCACCUGCGGGUGUGGUUCCCGGCCUUUCCCGGCGUGGUGAUGUUGGCCGACCAGGAGCUGAUCCUGAUGUGCCGGCCGCCCGAACCGACGCUGCUGAGGCACAAGGCUGCUGGCUUCGCCGGCACUUUGGUUAAUCGUUUCAGUCCGCACGGCGCCCGGGUGUCUGGCGUAGUGGAGGAGACGCCGGGCCGACUCGAGUACGAGGUGGCCCUUUAUCGCGAGGCCACCGGAAACGUCUCUGAUAGCUCACAGACGGUCGAUCAGGCGGUACCGAUCGGCACAAAGCUGCAACUACGUGCUCGCAUCAGCCCGGAUAGUGCUUGGGGGUACAUCAAGCUGCUAGAGGUGACGGUCAGUCCUGACCCAGACCAGCCUCACGCUUCCGGCAGCGUCGUGCUCGUGAAGGACGGCUGCAGGAACCGAGAUUUCGCCUCCAUCAUCCCGCAUCAGCCGGCAAGGUACCGCGAGCGCAAGAACGAAGUUUUUCUCGACUUCGAAGCCUUCCUGCUGAGUUCAAUGAGGGAGCGCUCCACCCUCUGGAUCCAUUCGCAGAUUAAGGCAUGCAUGGAGCCGCAGGACUGUCAACCGGACUUCUGUCUCGAUCUCUUUGAGCCCUCGGGCCACGGGAAAAAGAGGAAAAGAGCGGUCGAGGUGGAAGCGACGGGCGAGUUCCUUCCGAAAGUCGAGCGUUUGAUCAAAAGGUACAACGAUUCCACGCCAUACACGAAGUUUAAGGAGAAUAUCGAGUACACGGUGAUGAUGCCAGAUGAUUUAUACGACAAAGUGACGGCCGGCCUUGAAGGCAGUUGCGGCAAUUUCCUGUAUGUGGCAACAGGAUUGGGCGUUCUCCUGGUGUUGUCGGCCUUUAUCAUGUGCUACUUGGCGUCGCGUCUUCACAGCCUGUCGUCGUCGAUACAACAGAACAAGUCCAUCGACGAACUGGUCAGAGACCGCACCAGGAAGUAUUGCGACACCACGCCCGGUUAUACCGGCCGCUCGACGGUGCAGUAGAGGGAAAUGCACUUUUGGUAGGCACGCAAAAGGGUACUUGGAUGACGCGAAAGUACUCUUUCGCGAUUACACCGCGUGACAUGUUGUAUCAAUCGACAUUGCACGUCACACGGACACUUUUCUCUGUUGGAAUUAAGACGACCGGUUCAAUCGAGGUAUCGCCUCGUGAGAAGGCAAUAUCGCAAUUUAUCGCUUGAUCGAGCAACCACUUGAUUUCCCACUUCCAAAGCGCGAAAUAUGUUUACUGAGAAAAAAUAAGUCAGAGACAUGAUUUCCUGAUGUUAUAUUGUUCGUAUGACAUGUUGCACGCACGUUACUGAUAAAUUUAUCGGAAAGUGAUUCUUCGGGAGAUUCCAAACAGCGUCCGGAUGAGCACAUGGUGUCGCCCACCGUGGAACGAAAAUAAUUCUCGUUGACGUAGAGAACGCCGCGGAAGAGAUACUUCUCUGUGAGAUAAAAUCGAUCAAGCUAAACGAUAUUCUCAAACGCGGAUGACGAAGCGAAGAUUGAAGUUGAUAGCCCAUGGAAAAAAGAAUAUUGCGAUUAGAGAUAAAAUGAUAUUCGCUAUUUUGCAAUGUAGAUACGGUAACUCAUAGUUACGACACACACGCAUUCACGAGACAGCACUGCUUAGCGCGAAUUCUUUCGACACGAACACAGACAUAACAGAACAAAUGAAAUUCUGUACAUUUCUUUCUCUCUUUUUCAUCCAAUUUUUCGUUUCCUAAUUCUCUGGUGUUAGUGAAAAAAUAUAUAAGAAAAAAAUUCUUUAAUCGUGUAUCAUUCUAUGACUGAUUGACUCAAUUGACAAGAUGACUUGUGUCUUUUCGAAGAAUUUCCUGAACUGAUGCAAUAAGUUAAAGUAAAACAAAAUAUACUUAUUUCACUCUAACUUAUCGCAUCAGUAUACACUAGUUCAGAAAAUUCUUCGAAAAAAGGUCUAAUGUAACUCGACUGCUUAGUCAAAUAUUUAAAAUUUUUUACACCAAGCAGCCGAACACACAAGUGAAAAAGACGUUCUCUAAAAAAAUUAACAUUUUUUAACCUGAGUUUUCGUUCCUCCGGAUUGGAGAAGAUAUCUUAAUAUUAGGUAAUAUUUACACAUGGUUUUCCGAGCGUCACGCACAUGAUGCAAUUUUUUUGAAAAUCGCUUCGCGAUCUAUCAAUAUUGCUCAAAUGGAGAAGACAAUCUUAUUACGAUGAGUCUCUCAAAAGUGCAAUGCUAUCACGUGACCUGAUCAAGCGAACUGAUCCAUCGAUCGUUCGCGAAAUCGUAGGAUAAGUACCUCGCCGAAAACGUAGAGAAACUCGACGGGUUAUUCUGGGUGGUUGCACUAAUUUAUAUCACCUUGUAAAUAAACACCCACGGCAAAGCGCUCGCAAUUUACAGCGCACCUCUUAACAACGAACGACAUUUAUACGUACAUUAUAUAAAGUACUAUACGUGUAUGGCGAUCCGAUCGUAUCAAAAGAUAUUAUAGAGAAUUUUCGAUAAAUUACGAAUUAAUUUACUUUUAGUGAAAUAUUAUUUUAUCGCAUAAAAUAAAGAUAACUUAUAAAGUCCGGGAAACCAACGAGAAGAUCUCUACAUUCAGAUUAUACGUGUAAUAAAUUUGAUUGAUUAUUAAAAUUAUUGAAACUUAAUGAGUGAUCGUAAAAUGCGUAUUUGUAUUUGGCGUUAAAAUUUUAUAUAAUUUCUGAAAGCGGAAAGAGUUUUUUCAGUGACAAAAUUCUUUCGAGAAAAAACAAGAUCCGCUGUAAAAGGGCCAAAGUAUUAUGUAUUUAAUAUUAAUAUUAAUAAUAAUAAUCGUGUGAGACGGAACACGAGCAGUCGCGCAAGAUAACACGACACGAUUCUAGGGACACGCCGAUCGAUCCUGAUCAAUCCGUAAAGGUAAUUAGGAAACGUAGUUACAUUAGACAACUAUUGUAGAACGAACGUGUACAAUGAUUAUUUAUUAUAAAAUAAAAGAGAUAAAACAGAA